Ailuropoda melanoleuca (giant panda) is the source of this 1164-nucleotide messenger RNA. RefSeq names its product crystallin gamma N (gene CRYGN). The record is from RefSeq and is a predicted model, not a curated record. Bases 309 to 860 code for a protein of 183 amino acids. The transcript has 4 exons. Gene Ontology annotation, molecular function: structural constituent of eye lens. NCBI's taxonomy places the organism in Eukaryota, Metazoa, Chordata, Mammalia, Carnivora, Ursidae. Gene Ontology annotation, biological process: lens development in camera-type eye; visual perception.
ACUGACUCAGCAGGGACGGCGGACAGGGGUCGGAGGCCCAGGAGGCGGUGGGGCUGGCUGGAGCUAGCGGGGCCACUGUGACCCCGCAGGCCCCCGACCGACCCCGGACAUGGGGCGGAGCGCGCGGCCGGCUUCGCGGCGCCGGGGGGGUUCGGUCCUACCGACGGGGCGGGGCGGCCCCUUGCGGGUUUAGGGCGCCGGACCAGCACUAACGCGCCGGGCAGCAAAUCUUUUGUCCGGCGCGGCGCUGAGCCAGCAGGGCUGUCGCCGGCUAUAUAGGGGCCAGCCGCCGGCGGGGCGGGCACACCAUGGCGCAGCGUUCGGGAAAGAUCAUCCUCUAUGAGGGCAAGCACUUCACCGGGAGGAAGCUGGAGGUCUACGGGGACUGUGACAACUUCCAGGACCGAGGUUUUAUGAACCGGGUGAACUCCAUCCGCGUGGAGAGCGGCGCCUGGGUCUGCUUCGAUCACCCCGACUUCCGGGGCCAGCAGUUUAUCCUGGAGCACGGAGACUACCCCGACUUCCUCCGUUGGAAUGGCCACAAUGACCACAUGGGCUCCUGCCGCCCCAUAGGAAUGCACGGGGAGAACUUCCGCCUGGAAAUCUUCGAGGGCUGCAACUUCACCGGCCAGUGUCUGGAGUUGCAGGAAGACUGCCCUUUCCUGCAGAGUCAGGGCUGGUCCAAGAACUCCGUCAACGCCAUCAAGGUCUACGGGGACGGAGCGUGGGUCCUGUACGAGGAGCCCAACUACCGUGGCCGCAUGUACCUGGUGGAGCGGGGGGACUUCCGCAGCUGCUCAGACUGGGAGGCCCACAACGCACGCAUCCAGUCGCUCCGCAGAGUGGUCAACUACUUCUAGCCCGCCUGGACCCCCGCCAUGCCUGGGGAUAGGGGCAGCCCCUUCCACCCCCUGCCCCCGGGGGCUCAGACCCUCGGGAAUAAAAAUCAGAGAAAUGCAGAGCUGAGCUGGCCUGCGUGAUUUCCCUGCCCCUCUCUGACACAGGGCAGCCGGUGGGCACCCAGGCCCCAGGCAGGGGGCUGCCAGAACUCAGGGCAGGGAGCUGGGGGGACCAGGAAGGGCGGCAGGGGCACUGUGAGGGGAACACAAGAGCUGGAAGCGGUCUAAAGGUUACAGAGUCGAAUGCUUUCCCUUAACUCGUGAA